AUGCCACCGGCCACCGCGUCCGGAUCAGAUGCGAGAGGUGAAGGCUCCGCAAGAUCUCGCGAACACAAUCAAGGGAACCAGGAGCGGAAGUACACUGUCGAACAAAAAGCGGCCGUGUUGAGGAUACGAAAAUGCUCGCCGACGGAGUACUAUGAGAUUCUGAGUUUGGAGAGGACGGCUUCGGAUGGCGAGAUCAAGAAGGCGUAUCGGAAGCUGAGCUUGUUGACGCAUCCUGAUAAGAAUGGGUAUGAAGGGGCUGAUGAGGCAUUUAAGCUGGUGUCGCGUGCUUUCCAGGUACUAUCAGAUCCCGAGAAGAAGUCCAAGUUCGAUAAAUUCGGCGGUGAUCCAGAUAGCAGGUUCAAUCCUGGCGCUGCUGGCCCGUCCGGCGCUUCGCCGUUUGGUGGUGGCUUUGGUGGAUUCCCGCGGUCAGCAGGCGCAGGUGGUCCUAUGUUCGAUGAGGAGAUAUCACCAGAAGAGCUAUUUAACCGAUUCUUCAGUGGUGGCUUUGGGGGCAUGGGAGGUGGGUUCACUCCGUUUGGUGGUCCUCAGUUUGUCUUCAACAUGGGAGGAGGUCCUGGGUUCCGCGUCCAUCAAUUUGGAGGCACGAGGCCACGCAGAAGGCCACGGGAAGCCAAUAAUGCGCAGUCAGAACCGUUACCGUCUGCAUGGACCAUAAUUCAACAACUCCUCCCUCUCAUCCUCCUUUUUAUCCUGCCGCUCCUCUCGUCGCUCUUCUCCGGCUCGUCCACUCCUUCCGGACCCUCUUAUCGGUUUGACGCUGCUAUUCCCCCAUAUGUUAUGCAACGGACGACCCCCAGACUCAACAUAAACUACUAUCUCAAUCCAAACGAGGUACAGGACUAUAGUAACCGAAAAUUCCAUCAACUGGACCAAAAGGCGGAAGUCGACUAUGUUAGCAAACUCCGAUACGAGUGUGAUAAUGAAGUGAGGGUUCGGGACCGGAUGGUCCAGGACGCUCAGGGCUGGUUCUUCCCCGAUGUCGAGAAGAUGAAGGCAGCGCGUUCCAUGGAGUUGAGGAGUUGCAGGAGACUGGAGGACCUAAAAGGUAGAUAUUAA
Molecule: messenger RNA, 1077 nt
Organism: Monascus purpureus
Lineage: Eukaryota; Fungi; Ascomycota; Eurotiomycetes; Eurotiales; Aspergillaceae
Source: the annotation of a GenBank genome assembly